AUGGCGGCCAUUACCAGCAGCACGAGGGCGUCACUGCCGCCGCUCAGCCACGCCACGCAACAACCGCCAUUCGCUCAGCUCGGUCUGGAUUCGUCAGUUUCACCCCGCGCUUCGUUCGCGCGGCUGUUACGCUCGAGAGGGUCUCAUGAUGCGAGAUUAGGACCACUACGCCGAUUAAGGACCGCCACAGUACCUCCCGUCUUCGCCGUCGCAGAAUCGCGAAAUCUGGCUCUAAAACCCUCUUCUUCCUCUUCUUCUUCCUCUAGCACUCCUCCCCAGACCGCCGAUUCGCGACAUUCCGAUAAUGCCACAUCCCUGCUCGCUAUUCCCACCUUCGCUACAGUCACAGCCUUGAGCGCUCUUGUCGCCCCUUCAGCCGCCGCUGCGGUUACAGGGGCUGACGUCAUCCCGGUAGCAGAGGCAGCAGCAGCGGUGGCCGGGACAGCUGGCGAUGGCUCAUUGGCGAGUCUGAGUCAGCUGAUGCUACUUGGCGCGCUCUCAUUGGCUGACGAGCCCUCCAACGCGCUGUCGCUGCCCACGUGGAUCAUCCACGUGGCAAGCGUGGUCGAGUGGGUGGUGGCGAUGGCGCUGGUGUGGCAGUACGGAGCAGCGGAGAGCAGGAGGGCAUGGAGGGGCCUGGCAUGGGCCAUGGUGCCUCUGCUCAUGGGCGCCAUGUGUGCAUGCACGUGGCACUUCUUCUACAAUUCGCCUCAGCUAGAGGUUCUCGUGGUGCUGCAGUCCCUCAUGACCCUUCUUGGGAACUGCACCGUCUGCUUUGCUGCAUUCCGCAUUUACAAGGCAUCCACCAAGACUGCUCCGUAG
Closterium sp. Yama58-4 is the source of this 822-nucleotide messenger RNA. Lineage: Eukaryota; Viridiplantae; Streptophyta; Zygnematophyceae; Desmidiales; Closteriaceae. The record is from the annotation of a GenBank genome assembly.